AUGUCUGCCUUUAAGCUUCUCUGCGCUGCCCUCUUUCUAGGUCUCACCACCUGGGCCCUGAACAUUUCUGCCGACAAACCAACACAUGUCGGGACAUUCGAAGUCCCAUCUGCAAGGGUCCGCCCUCGGUUCAGAUACUGGCUUCCCGACCCUGGCGUGAACAAAACAUUGCUAGCAGAAGACAUCAAAGCUGCCGGUGACAUCGGUGCGGGCGGCAUCGAGUUUCUCCCCUUCUAUGGCUAUGGAGGAGUGAUAGACACCUAUAUCCCCGCCGCUAAUUGGUCGAAAAAUGGGUUCGGUACACCUGCAUUCCUAGACGCGUUUCGCGUCGCCUUGAAAGCCCACAAAGAUCACGACAUGGUCAUGGACUUUGCACUUGGUCCAAAUCAGGGGCAGGGUGUCCCUGCAGAGAGCACCGAUGAAGGACUUCAGUGGGACUUGGUUCCUCAUUACUCCCGCGUACCAGAGAACGGAUCCUUCACAGGCACCAUUCCCGGCUGGGGAGAAGGAGAGCUCGUCGCUCUUGUUUUCGCAGAAGCAUCGGCAGAAACAAAUGUCUCAAUCCCCGGCUCAUCGCUACAGCCGCCCGAAUACACCUCUUACAUACGCCUUACUUUGAGCUUCGGUUCUUUAAAAGACCUGACAACUCAAGUCACGUCAUCAGGCCAUGUUGCUUUCAACUUCGGUGCUCCAAUCAACCGCGCGAGAUUCUGGCUGUUUGCAUUCUACGAAAAGCAAACCCUGGUCAAGAACCUAGACUUCCCAUACAACGAUACAAGAACAAUUUUCGACAAUGGAUCAUACACUGUAGACCACUUUAGUGCCGCAGGGGCCAAGGUGGUAGAGAAUUUCUGGAAGAGUCACAUACUCGACAGCAAUGUAAGGGAGUUGUUAGCAGAUGUGGGGAACUAUGCAUGGGAGGACAGCAUGGAGCUUACAUCCCAUAUCAACUGGACACCUGCGAUCCCUGCCAAGUUUGAACAGAAAUACGGUUACUCCAUUCGUCUUUUUCUCCCUCUGAUCAUGUGGGGAAACAACAACAUCGGCCUCCAGCCGUCGGAUCCAGGGCAAGUCCAAUGCUUGCUUGAUACUGAGGAUGGUGGACAGGGUUACAUGAACGACUACCGCGAACUCCUCCAAGACUGUUACAGAGAGUACCUUGAGGAACUAAGAAGAUGGGUCCACGAGGAUCUCGGCCUGCAAACGUCAUCCCAGGUAUCGUACAAUAUGCCCAUGGAUACAGCAGUCAAUGUUCCAUUCUCUGAUGCGCCGGAAUGUGAAAGCCUCGGAUUCGACAACAAUGUGGACAGCUAUCUCCAGUUCUCAGGCGCAGCUCACUUCGCAGGUAGGAGAGUGGUCUCAAAUGAGAUGGGGGCGGAGCGAAAUAAGGCGUAUCAACUAACAAUUCCUCGCUUGAUUUGGUCCGUUAACCGUGCCGUGGUUGGUGGUGUGAAUCAGGUCAUCAUCCACGGGCAAGCUUUCUCUGGGAACUACUACAACACCACGUGGCCUGGGUACACCCCGUUUUCAUAUCUAUUUUCAGAAAUAUUUACCAACAAACAGCCUUCUUGGAACCACGGAUUGGCGGAAGCCAUGGGAUACAUGGCAAGGGUGCAGUUCGUACAGCAGCAAGGAAUCCCCAGAACGGAUAUUGCCAUUUACAACAAAGUCUCUACAAGGAUUUCGGGAAUUGCCAUGCCCUAUCAGCUCGAUAUAUUGGUCAAGGAUGGGUGGACAUACGAGUACCUGACUGCAGAUAAUUUCCGCCUCCCACAGGCUCAUGUAAAAGACAACGUACUCGCUCCAGAUGGCCCACGCUACAAGGCCUUGGUUCUUCCGGAAUCAAGCAAUCUGACGCUCGAGGCUACACUUAAACUGAAAAGCUUCGCAGAAGCUGGUCUACCGAUUAUCUUCAGUGGUAAUGCACACGGUUAUUACAGUUCUGGGAAUAACAGCGACCGAAACUCUGUGGAAUCCGCCAUCUCGAACCUAUUAGAGUCUGAGAAUGUUCACUCCUGCGAGAGCCAACACCUGGUGCAGCUGCUAUCCUCCAUCGGGCUGAGCCCUCAGAUUCGUACGGAGACAAACGGUACCCUGUAUUCGACGUGGCGAGAAGAUGAGACUGAGGGACUCGACUAUGCGUUCCUUUUCUGCGAUGGCUCUCCUUGUCGAGGCAGAAUUUACGUCUCAACCACAAAGGUUCCCUACAUUCUCGACCCUUGGACUGGGGACAAAGCGCCCCUUUUCGUGUUCAGUGUUGAGAAUAACAAGACUGUAUUGCCAAUAAACCUCAAAGGCAACCAGACACAGAUCAUCGCUUUCGCCGAGAACACUCUAGACGGCGCGAUCAGGCCCACCUUUCACGCCACCUCGGUCCCCCCCAACCUCCUCGGCUACAAGUACGAAUCUCCAAGCAAAGUUCACCUCCACCUCGGCGUACUACAGUCCGAGUCUCAGCCAUCGCUCACACUCUCCACUGGCCGCUCACUUCAACUCAGCAACGCGUCCACCCUGCUUUCCAGUCUCCCACUCCGCAACUGGACUCUCACUGCCGAGCACUGGGAAGCACCAUCCAACAUCUCCGACGCUACCACCAUUGCUCACAAGCAUAACUCCACCCAUUACUUAACGACUCUUGCCCCCUGGACUCAAAUUCCCGGCCUCGAGAACGCCUCCGGAAUCGGCUACUACCAUACUUCCUUCCCCUGGCCCCCAACCAACAGCUCAGCUACAGACGGCGCUUACAUCCGCUUCUCGCACGUGUUGCACGCUAUCACCGUUUAUGUAAAUUCAAACCAGCUACCACCGAUAGACAGUAGCGCGGCCGAUGUGGACAUUGGGCCGUAUCUGUGCCCUGGACAGGACAAUGAGGUACUGGUCGUGACGCCCACGACGAUGUGGAAUUAUUUACGGUCCAUAUUUGGGCGGAUCGAGAAUGUGGGGGAACCACCAUUGCUGGAGCUUCUGUCACAGCUACAGGGAGGCGAGCUGCCGCCGAGCGUGGAGGCGGGGAUGGUUGGGGAGGUGGAGGUUGUGCCUUAUGCGAGGUAUAAAGUGGAGAUGUAA
Messenger RNA from Lasiodiplodia theobromae, 3066 nucleotides. RefSeq lists its product as uncharacterized. NCBI's taxonomy places the organism in Eukaryota, Fungi, Ascomycota, Dothideomycetes, Botryosphaeriales, Botryosphaeriaceae. The record is from RefSeq and is a predicted model, not a curated record. The transcript has 4 exons. The coding region runs from base 1 to 3066 and encodes 1021 amino acids.